ACAGGUGUGAUGAAUAACCAAAUUAGUACUUGUGUAGUAUAAUAUACCCUUUAAACUGGUGUAUUGACAGCGUUUUGAAGGGCGUCACAGUGGACCUUCUGCCGUCCUGUUUGGACCGCUCUUGUUUGACUUUCCUUUGUAUUUUACAAUCUGUCCCUCUCCUGCAUCCCUCUGCCUCCGCGAGCCCGCCCGUGUGAUUGAAAGGAUGCUGCGUCCAACCACAUGACCGGGACUCGCCCUCAACGAGCGCAGCAGCCAGUCAGCAGCCACCAUGCAAAUGUGUUGGCAGGAGAGACGCAGCGGUUCAUUCAUUCUGCGAGAGAAACACGCACAGAGGCGAGUGACGGCGGAAUAUUGUCUUCCAAGAAGGAGGAGCUGCUGUGGAGCAAAACAUAACAGUGGAAACAGCCGCCGGGAAGCAGAACACACGAUUUUUAUUCAAAUACCCAAAGGAGCGUUUUUUUCCUUUUAAUUAUUACAAGGAGAGUGAAUUCAUCAUGGGAAAACACAACAGCAAGCUGGCUCCAGAAGUCCUGGAUGACCUGACCAAGAACACGGAGUUCAACGAAGCAGAACUCAAGCAGUGGUACAAAGGCUUCCUCAAAGACUGUCCCUCUGGCAUCCUCAACCUGGAGGAGUUCCAGCAGCUCUACGUUAAGUUUUUCCCAUAUGGCGACGCCUCCAAGUUUGCCCAGCACGCUUUUCGGACGUUUGACAAGAACGGUGAUGGGACCAUUGACUUCAGGGAGUUCAUUUGUGCCCUGUCCAUCACAUCCAGAGGCAGCUUUGAGCAGAAACUCAACUGGGCCUUCAACAUGUACGACCUCGACGGGGAUGGAAAGAUCACACGCAUGGAGAUGCUGGAGAUCAUAGAGGCCAUCUACAAGAUGGUGGGCACGGUGAUCAUGAUGCGCAUGAACGAGGACGGGUUGACCCCUCAGCAGCGCGUGGACAAAAUCUUCUCCAAGAUGGACAAGGAUCACAACGACGAGAUCACUCUGGAGGAGUUCAAAGAGGCGGCCAAAUCUGACCCGUCCAUCGUCUUACUGCUGCAGUGUGAUGUGCAGAAGUAGAAAAGGAGGGGGCGGAGACACGGCGGGAGGGAGAUGUUGAGAUAUAGCAGAGGGGGGGAGACAAUCGGGGAGGUGUUGAACUGAAGCUGAAAGGAAGGGAAAAAAAAUGAUGAGAAAAGACAUGCAGAGAGAAGAUGGGGGAGCAGAUGAGGGAGAAGGAGGAGGAGGUCACAGGUAGAGAAAUAUUUUUUAAAUCCUUUAUAAACUCAAAUGGAACCGUGUUUGAAACAAUGUAAAACUUAAAUUGUCUUGACAACCCCUUUAUGUAACUCACUGCAGCACUUCUGUUACGCGUGUUAAGAUGUGAAAAAAAAAAAAAAAAACAGACACCGCAGCAUCUUUAUGAACGCACUGAAUAAUAGUAGAACACCUCACAGGAGAAAUACACUCUGCCAAGGUGUCACUCUCACUCCAACACCGUUAGGUGAGUAUUGUAAUCUACGGAACAGUACGCUACGAUGUGUUAGCACUCCCUCAACUCUCAUUCUUCUUGCAUUAAGUCUGCUGUUAAGUAAUUUAAAUUCAUAUUUUACAUCCAUUUCAGUUAGUUUUUUUUUGUCAACUUUUCACGCUUCGUUUAAAAGCUUUUCAUUUUCACAGUCUGAAAAAACUCCUGGCUCGAGAGCCACUUUCAACCCUCGGACUACCCACAUGUGGCCCGCAUCUAAAUUUCAGUAUAAUGUAAUUGGACCCCCAGCUGUUAGUUUUUGGCCCUUCAAUGAGACGACGGGGCAACAGUAGAACAAGAAACAACACCAGAAAUUGAGCGUUUGCUCCCUUAAAUGUAAUAUAUAUAUCAAAAAGACCACCUCUGAUUGUCGACUGUUGAGGUCAUACAGUUCCUCGGCAAGAAAAUUCACAGCCAAUCAUAGGUGUGUGACAGAUUACAGCCAGCUGUCCAGAUGCUACACCCUGAGUGUGAGGCAGUGCUGCUGAUUAAUGUCUCCGAUGGCUCCACCCAGCUGUCGGGUGAGGCAUACUGAUGUGCUGGUCAGUGACUUCUGGCUGCAUCCAAUCCAUGCAUACUAACAGGAUCGAUAACUCAUGUAAUUACAUGUGUUCCAUUUAGAGGGGCUGUGGCAGUGCUGAGGUGGUUAGCAUUGUCGCUCACAGCAGGACGAGCACAUCUCUGCGUCCCAGUUAUUACCGGCACUGCUUGGUCGUGAUCUCAGAUUAUCAGGCUGAACCAUAACUUUGCUGGAAGAAGGUAGUGCUUCUUUAUAAAAAUGGUAUAUUUUAAGGAUAGUAAAGCAGUGAGCCUCUAGGGGGAGACUAGUUGCGAAUAUAGAUACACUUAUAGAUUAUAUUAAAACUGGCACAACUCCAUCUGAAGUUAAUUUCAAAGACAUUUCCCUGUCAUGGGGUGUUAAAACUUGGACACGGUCGUGUGUUUUUAAUGUAGUCCAGAAUGCAAGUCUGGUGUUUGUGUGUUCAAGAAGAAGCAGAAAUAGAUUACAAAUGCAGAUGCUCCAUGGUCUUGUAUCUGCGUGAGCAGCAAUUAGAGGCACACCAUACUACAACAUUGUGAUCUGGGCCUGAUCUCAGGACAGUAAUUACAGGCCACAUACUCCGCACAAAGGCCAGAUCUGCCUCCAUGAAAAGCCGAAAUGACCGGCUCUCCUCGUCCUCUCCAGCAGACCUUCUUCCCCCACCCUUUGUCUUCCUCCUCCCUAAAUGUCAGAGAGGAAAUGCUUUGAUAAUAGGUGGAGGUAGAGGAACUUUGCUGAACUCAGCUCAGAUCUAAAAUCAAUGUGAAAAAGAGCAAACGGUUGAAAAGAAAGCUUGGUCCGAGCGAGCUCGCGCGUGCGUGUGUGUGUGUGUGUUAAAGAAGAUGAAAGAAGCUUAUUCCAUCAGUGAAUUUAAAGAGCUAGAUAAUUACCGAAACCUCUCGGUUCUUAAAAUGGAUUCUUAAAAUGAUUGAUGAUAUUUAAAAUUAAAUGAAAAUAAUACCACAAACUCAGGUUCAGAUCUGUAAUGGGAGUUAAUGUGGUUUAAUUUCUCCUUUAAGCCAUUAUUAUGCUAAUGGAGUUGAAUGGAAAAUGGACAACAAAGCACCGUCUUUGUUUUUCCUAACAGAAUAAAGUACUUUCAUUUGUUUACAUUCAGAAUAUCCAACACGCCAUUAGCGCAGAUGCGCUAACCUAACCCAGCCUCUCCCCUCCCUUCAAGCCGUUCAACCUCCGUCUUAUGACCGGUGCACGUUGUUUUCAUCAGUAUUCUCUUUGAAACAGUUUAAAGAAAAAUCCCACUUCUCUCCUGCUUCCGUUCUGACUUCUCUCCUCCUCCUCUCUCACUCGCAGAGCGAGCCUCCUCGGUGUGAUUAUGUACAAAUAAAACAACAUGUAUAUUACAAUAGCACUGUAAUCGUAUUUAUGAAUAUAAAACAAAACUGUAAAUGUUAUUGUAAAACUAGCUUAGACCUGAUCUCAUAACGUUACCAACUAUACUGAGUGUGUGUGUGUGUGUGUGUGUGCGUGUGUGGGCUGUUUGUUACCUAAGUGACUUGUUUGAACAUCGAUGAACACAAGUGAAUUAAACUCUGUUCUUGUAAAGCUAUUUAUUUUUGAAGGGAACGUCUCGCUUUUCUCGUGCAGAUCUGCUUCUUUUUACAUUGUUUGAAUAAAUUAAAUGUAAGUAAAAUCUGUGACACAUGCUAAAAUGAUCUUUUUUUUAACAAACGAGGAAACAAAAUGAAUAAGAAAACAGACCUAUGGAAGCUCAAUAACCAACACUGCACUUCCUCUAAAACAAUUACAUUCUAAAUGGUAAACAUGUAAAUGGUUCAUUUACUUGUCAAUAUAAUGAGGAAAACACAGGGUUGAGGGAGCAACAUUGCCCCAUGUUUACCCGACAUUUUGAACUUUUGU
This is a messenger RNA of Cynoglossus semilaevis (tongue sole), 3940 nucleotides long. Its product is annotated as hippocalcin-like protein 4. The coding region runs from base 498 to 1073 and encodes 191 amino acids. The transcript is spliced from 4 exons. The record is from RefSeq and is a predicted model, not a curated record. Gene Ontology annotation, molecular function: calcium ion binding. NCBI's taxonomy places the organism in Eukaryota, Metazoa, Chordata, Actinopteri, Pleuronectiformes, Cynoglossidae.